GGAGGAGGAGGAGAAGGAAGAGGAGGAGGACCGUAUCCCUGCGCCUGUGCGCGGCUGGCGGAGGGGUGGAUGGGGGAAGGACCGCGGCGGUCGCGGUGAGGCGGAGGCAGCAACAGCAGCAGCAGCAGCCGGCAUGGAGGGCAGCGCCCGCUCCCGCGGCGGCACGCUGGGGCCAGUGGCCUGCUAGGGACCGGCGAGGGGGGAUCUCCGCGGCAGCCCUUCCCCGCCUCCCAGCCCCCAGCCCCCUCCCUUUCCCCGCCGCUUCCCCCGCCCGCCUGGAAGCAUGAACUGGCAGCGGAGGUACUGCUCCCCGCCGCCGCCUCCCCGCCGGUGAGAGCGAGGAGGGAGGGAAGAUGGGGGCCGUCCUGCGUAGCCUACUCGUCUGCAGUUUUUGUUCCCUGAUGCGAGCUGCUCCGCUACUUCUGUACGCAAACCGCCGGGAUCUGCGGCUGGUGGAUGCUGCCCACGGCAAGGAGAACGCCACAGUGAUUGUUGGGGGCCUGGAGGACGCGGCUGCAGUGGACUUUGUGUUCCUCAAGGGCUUGAUUUACUGGAGUGAUGUCAGCGAGGAAGCCAUCAAACGGACAGAGUUCAAUAAAUCUGGGAGUGUACAAAAUGUGGUCGUUUCUGGACUUCUGUCGCCUGACGGGCUGGCCUGUGACUGGCUGGGGGAGAAGUUGUACUGGACAGAUUCAGAAACAAAUCGGAUUGAGGUUUCUAACUUAGAUGGAUCACUGAGGAAAGUUUUGUUUUGGCAAGAAUUGGAUCAACCCAGAGCAAUCGCCUUAGAUCCUGCAAGAGGGUUCAUGUACUGGACAGACUGGGGAGAAGUGCCAAAGAUAGAGCGAGCUGGGAUGGAUGGUUCAAGCCGUUCCAUUAUCGUUAACACAGACAUAUAUUGGCCAAAUGGACUGACACUGGAUUAUGAGGAACAGAAACUCUAUUGGGCAGAUGCUAAACUAAAUUUCAUCCACAAAUCAAAUUUGGAUGGAAGUCAUAGGUAAGAAGGUUUUGUUUUAUGUGUAAUGUGGGGAUUUUCUUAAAAGAUGCUGCCUAAGCAGUAUGAUAAUCUCUGUUGUGUCAAAUUGUCAUGUUAGCACUAGCAAAAUUUUAAGCAAACCAGUGCUGUCAGAAACUUUUAUCCUUCACCAUUCUCACCUUUCCAGCACUAUGAAGUGAAAUAUGUGCUUCUCUUCAGGCUAUCCUGUAACCGUUUCAAUGACUUUUCUCAGAACCACUUCCAUAAAGAAAUCCUCGAAUACGGUUCUUAAUUGUGUAAGACUAUAUAGCAAAAUUGUCUCUUUUCAGUAGGUCUUCUGUGCAGUGUUUCAGAAAUGCAGAAGAUAUGAGAAAAUGGAUCAUCAUAUAUUAGCAUUUUGGUUUCACUAAUCCUAGGGGCUGGGAAAUCAGUGGAAAACAGUCCUUACAGGAGACCUAUGUUAAAAUGACUGUUUUCCUUGAACAGUUUUAUAGCAAUGAAGGGAUUCUUUUUGAUCCAGUCACGGCUACUUCUUAAUUAAGGGUAUAACUGGUACUUUGUGUAUAUAUAUUUAUCUCUAAUUUGGGCAAUGACUCUCUUCAUUUGAUAAGCUUUGACAAGUACUGCUUGCACACACAAAUAAAUCACAGUUAGCUUGUGCCCAAGGUGUCAUAUGAAGAGAUGAUUUUUUGUGGGGUUGCUCUUUGCAAAUUUUUGUGAUGUUUCUGCUAGUUUAGUUGGGCAUGAAAUAGCCUUUCUUAUGCUCUUUGUUCUCUUAGGCUCUUGGCCUAAAAUGUUUUCACCAUUUUUUGUUU
Parus major (Great Tit) is the source of this 1794-nucleotide messenger RNA. It is a transcript of the gene LRP5L, whose product is annotated as LDL receptor related protein 5 like. The transcript has 3 exons. The record is from RefSeq and is a predicted model, not a curated record. Lineage: Eukaryota; Metazoa; Chordata; Aves; Passeriformes; Paridae. The coding region runs from base 354 to 1004 and encodes 216 amino acids.